GAUCCCGUCAUUAGUCCCCACAGCUUCUGUAGACUACAUGAGAUGGUAUUACACCAUCACACGGGUGUUUAUCUCUCCCAGUUUUCGUUUACCCACUGAUCAUUACCAGCCUAGCUCAGUCGCUCUUCAUAUGACGACACGGGCUUUGCGUAGCAUCCAUGACAGAGCGACUGCUAUACUUGAUGAGGCGGUAGAUGUACAGGGAUACCAUGACGCUUGUUCAGGCAUUGUUUCACUGUGCGCUGAUGUAUUGGGUCGAGUGGAUUAUGGAUAUAUGGCCACCUCUCAGCAUUCCACCGCAUCUACAUCCGCAGCAGGGUCUUC
Messenger RNA from Cuscuta epithymum, 324 nucleotides. NCBI's taxonomy places the organism in Eukaryota, Viridiplantae, Streptophyta, Magnoliopsida, Solanales, Convolvulaceae. The record is from the annotation of a GenBank genome assembly.